CUAACACAAUGUAACCAUCUCAAGUGUCCAAUACAACGGACUGUAAAACCGCAGACUAACUUGGUAUUCAGCACUCGUUUCAACUGCUCACCACAAAUGCAACAGAAACGGAUAUUAAAUGGUAGAAAACAGAUUGUCAACUAAACGGAACCGCUGAGAGGACAGGGCCAGAGAACAGUCAUAUGAGGCUAAUGCAGGAAGUAACUGCAGCCCUAAGGAAUCACAGAAUACUGUUCCACCUCUUCUCUCCUUCUCCGGGAGCAUGCCAUCUGAACCUUGUGUCAGUGGGCAGGAGCUGGUAACAGACCAGAGGCUAUGCCAGUCCAAGUCUCACCAGGACUCUGUCCUCUCCGCCCUCAACCAGCAGAGGAAGGAUGGCGUACUCUGUGAUGUCACCCUGGUCGCCGGCGACCAGAAGUUCCACGCCCAUAAAGCAGUGCUGGCGGCGUGCAGUGAUUACUUCCGGGCCAUGUUCAGUCUGUGCAUGGUGGAGAGUGAGGCAGAUGAGGUGACUCUUCAGGGAGUGACAAGUGUGGGACUGAAACAUGCACUAGACUUUGCCUACACAGGACAGAUAAUACUGGAGCCAGGGGUGAUUCAGGAUGUUCUGUCGGCAGGAAGUCACCUUCAGCUGCUGGAGCUGCUCAGUCUCUGCUCACACUACCUCAUCCAGGAGCUGAACAGUGUUAACUACCUGGACCUGUACCGUGUUUCUGAUCUGUUCCACCUGCCUGCUCUGGAGGAGGCUGUGGUCAGCUUCCUGGUAGAACACCUGUGUGAGCUGCAGCAGAGCCGCCUGGAGGAGGUGCUGCUGCUCCCCUACCGCCUCCUCAGGGAUGUGUUGAUGAGCGACCGCCUCACCUCCCUCAACGAGGAGGAGAUCUGGCAGCUGGUGGUGUGCUGGUUAGAGCAUGACUGUCGGUACCAGUACACCGAGGACCUGAUACAGCACGUUCGUUACGGCCUCAUGGACGUAGCCGCCCUGCACCACGUGGCACAGUGCCACCCGCUGGUCCAGUCCAGUGCCACCGCCGCCGCCCUAGUGGACGAGGCUCUAGAGUACCACCGAGCCACCUUCGCCCAACCCCUCUGCCAGACCGCCCACACCAAGCCCCGCUUCCAGUCUCUCACCCUCUACAUUGCCGGCGGGCGCAAGCGCGAGGUGAGCCGCGUGCGGGAGCUGCGCUACUUCAACCCAGCCGCCCAGGAGAACGUGCGCGUGGCCGGGUGCUCCAACUGGAGCGAGCUGGCGCCAAUGCCCGCUGGGCGCAGCCACCACUGCGUGGCCGUCAUGGGCCACUUCCUGUUUGUGGCGGGUGGCGAGGUGGAGCAUUCCACAGGGAGGACGUGUGCGGUGAGGACAGCCUGUCGGUAUGACCCCCGGGGGAACCGCUGGAUGGAGAUAGCCUCCAUGAAGGCGUGCAGGGAACACUUUGUCCUGGGGGCUCUGGGCCAGUAUCUGUACGCGGUGGGGGGGAGGAACGAACUGAGACAGGUGCUGCCCACCGUGGAACGCUACUGUCCGAAGAGGAACAAGUGGACCUUCAUCCAGUCCUUUGACCGCUCGCUGUCCUGCCAUGCAGGCAGUGUGGCUGACGACCUGCUCUGGGUCUCAGGUGGAGUCACAAACACAGCUCAGUACCAGAAUAGACUGAUGGUGUACGACCCAGAACAGAACCAGUGGCUGGCCCGCAGUCCCAUGCUACAGAGGCGAGUGUACCAUGUCAUGGCCGUGGCGAGAAGGCAGCUGUAUGUGCUGGGAGGAAAUGACCUGGACUACAACAACGACCGCAUCCUGGUCCGCCACAUCGACUCCUAUGACAUAGACAUGGACCAGUGGACCCGCUGCACCUUCAGCCUACUCACGGGUCAGAACGAAUCUGGCGUGGCAGUCCAUGAUGACCGAAUCUAUGUUGUCGGUGGAUAUUCUAUUUGGACCAAUGAGCCCCUAGCGUGUAUUCAGGUGUUAGAUGUGAGCACGGAGGGGAAGGAGGAAGUGUUCUAUGGACCAACUCUACCGUUCGCCUCCAAUGGAAUAGCAACGUGUUUCCUCCCUGCUCCAUGCUUCACCUGCCCCAACCUACAGACUCUACAAGUGCCCCAUCACAGGAUAGGGGCUGUCUAACACACUAAUAGAGACUACAGUAAAUACAUCAUGCAAACAUACAUACAAUUAUGUAACACAAAAUAAUAGAACCAAAGGUCUGCUCCUUUACAACAGCCCCACUCUUCCUCUAAAAGGCAUUCACACACACACACACACACACACACACACUUCAAGUGCAGGCGUCACUGCCCAUCCUGAGGAUGAAAAAAGGAAGGUCCUCAAAGAGGAAGGUCCUCAAAGUUCCCUAUUCCUAUCCAACUACCCUGUUAUGAUGGACUGAUUUUCCAUCAGCUGCAGGGUUUGGGUCAAUUCCAUUUCAAUUCAGUCAAUUCAGGAAGUAAACAGAAAUUCUGAUGACAAUUUUGCUAAUUGAAAAGCAUUGAGAAUAAUAGAUAUUGAUUGGAGUAAUAUAUCCUGAAUUGACCCCAACCCUGCUCAGAUGACCGGCUCUAGUCAAACUGGUGCAGAACAGUAGAUCGCAAUGCUGGAGCACUCGAGGGGAGCAGAGCUCUCUACGGAGUGAAAUGGCUCCCUCUUUUACUAAUGCACUAUAGGGCUAUUGGCACUCUAACUAGCUGUACUUACUACUUGCCAUAACCCAUCUACUCAAUACAAAGCCAACGGACCCACCCACGGUCAUUUCAAUUGAAACCUGUCCUGUGUAAACUGUGGGCCCGUCUUACUCUUUCUCGAGCGUGUGUUUUUCUGAUCAAGCUCAGGAUUGAAGACUGUUUAACAGUUGAGUGAAUGUCUGACCACGUAGCAUACAGUGCAUGUGCUCAGCACACUGUGUGUCGGAGAGCCUACGCUAUGUGUCGCCACUGUCUUAUGCCAUUUUCAAAAUGUCUUGUUUUACUUCGUCAAAGAAAUAACGCCGUUCACCUCCAGCAGUGAGAGAGAGAGAGAGAGAGAGGACUUCAAAAACAUGUCUUGUUUUCAGAAAAGAGGUCCAGUACUGUAUCAAUAAAGCCCGUGAUAAGUUGAACCGA
Oncorhynchus kisutch (coho salmon) is the source of this 3096-nucleotide messenger RNA. Its product is annotated as kelch-like protein 32. Bases 263 to 2125 code for a protein of 620 amino acids. The transcript has 11 exons. Gene Ontology annotation, molecular function: protein binding. The record is from RefSeq and is a predicted model, not a curated record. Lineage: Eukaryota; Metazoa; Chordata; Actinopteri; Salmoniformes; Salmonidae.